AUGCCUCUCGAACUCGCCAUUUCCUCGCGGGCGCAUUGGCUCAGUCGUCUGCGCUCAUGUCUCCGCCUGCUCAUCAUUGUCCUGAGCGGCGCCGUCGUCUGCAUGCUCAUGCACACGUUUGAGAUCUACCGCGGCAACCGCUACAUCGACCUGCGCAAAGGAGAGCUGCCCAUGAUCUGGCCCGCCCGCACCAACCUCGCCCCCAGCAUCGUCCUCUUCUGCAUCGCCGCCGCCAACUUUCUCGCCUCGGUCGCCAUCCUCACCAUGUCCUUCAAGCGCUCCUUCCGCCGCCCCUUUCGCUCGCGCGACGUCUACCGCGUCGUCGCCGGCAGCUUUGGCGUCGUUACCUGGAUCACCGCCCUCGUCGUCUUCUACCUGCUCAACAAGGCGAGCAAGGCCAGCCUCGGCCGGUACUCGUGCACAAACAAGAAUAUCCUGUCCAAUGGCCGCUACCAGUACCGCGCCGUCUGCGAGGAGCAGGGCGUCGCAUUCUAUACAGCCAUUGGCGCAGCCUGUGCUGAAAUCCUCACCCUCAUCACGCUCGCCAUUUCGGCCGCCUUGGCCGCCAAACACAACCAAGAUCCGCCCCCGACGAUACAGAUUCGCGAGAAGAACAACUCCAUCAGCGCGGGCUCAAAGCUCAUCAAGCCAUUAAAACGGUAG
Exserohilum turcica Et28A is the source of this 663-nucleotide messenger RNA. RefSeq lists its product as uncharacterized. The transcript has 2 exons. The record is from RefSeq and is a predicted model, not a curated record. Lineage: Eukaryota; Fungi; Ascomycota; Dothideomycetes; Pleosporales; Pleosporaceae. The coding region runs from base 1 to 663 and encodes 220 amino acids.